AUGUGUGAUUUUUUAGGAACAAAACUUACAAAUUACAAAUUACAUGAUAUAAAAAAAGAGUUUAGUAAAAAAAGAAAACAUUAUGAUGAAUAUGAUUUUUAUGUGUAUUACAAGAAUUUAUUAGCUUCCGAAAAAAGAAAAAAAGAAAGAAAGGAACAAAAAAAAAGGAAACACUCAAAUGAACAAGAGAAAGAAGAUGAAUUUAAACCUUGUCAUUAUAUAUCAAGUAUAUAUAAAAGAGUAAAAAAUAUCGAAAGAAAAAAUAUAUAUGAUUAUAUUGAUGAAGAUGAUAAUAUAUAUGAAGAUAUUGUUACUAAUCGAAAUUAUGGAGAAGAACAUAAUUUUACAGAUGACAUAACCUUUACCUUUUUCAAUGAAAAUCUAUCUUAUACCUUAUUAAGAAAUAAUAACUACAUUGAUGGUAUUCCCAUAGGUGUUAAUAUAAAAAUAAAAAAGGAUAUACAAAAAAAACAAUCUGACAAUAAUCAAAUUUAUUCACAUAUUGAAAAUAAUGAAAACAAAGAAAUAAACCAAAAAAAAUUCAAAAAUGAAGAUGGAAAUAAUUGUAAAGAGAGGAAAGGAAAUAAUAAAAUAAUUGGACCUCAAAUGCCUCAUAUUUUUGAAGAAAUCAGAAAACAAAUGAAAAAUGAAGAACAUCAUAAUUUUAGUGAAGAUAAUAUAGAACAUUAUGAAAACAAAUAUGUCAGUAUUUUAUCUUAUCAAAAUUAUAUGAUAUCAAUUAAAAGGAAGGAACAAAAAGAAUACGACAAAUAUAUACAGUUAACAUAUACACCCAAAAAUAAUUUUGAAGGAGCCUUUUAUGUAAAGAAUAAAAGUGAUAUAAAAGAAAUAAAGAAUAAUGAAUUUAAAUUACUUACACAUGAUUUUUUACAUAAUAAAAUGAUUCAUAACUAUGAUGUAGAAGACUGUGAAAGUAAAUAUAAACAAAAUGAAUAUAGACAGAAUAAAUAUGUUCAAAAUGGACACCAUAAUAAAUUUUAUGAUGAAAAAAUAAAUGAUGAUAAUAAAUAUUCAAAUAAUUAUGUAAAAAGUGAAGACAGUAUAUCCUUAGAUGACAAAUCAUAUGAUGCUGGUUUUGGAACUUUAAAAAGAAGAGAAAAGAUUAAGGAAGACACACAUUUUGUAUUAUAUAAAAAGAAUUCUUUAAUAAAAGAACAAGAUAUAUAUACGUAUUACAAAAAAUAUUAUGAAUCCCUUUUUGCAAAGAUCAAUAUAGACAAAACACAUAAAAAUAAAAAUUCCGAAAAUUUUAAAGAAAUAUAUGUACUUUAUAAUAAAUUGUUGAAUUUAAAUAAAGAUGAAACAUUAACCCCAAAUGAGUUGAUCAAUUUAUACGUUCCAAAAAAAAGUUGGAUACAAUUCAAUAAUUCACAAAAUAAAAAUACUGAUAAUAUGACAAAUCAAAUAUAUGAACUAAAGAACCAAAUAAAUUUUAAUAAUGACUUAAAAAAAAAAAAUCGAUUUUAUUUUUUUUGUAAAAUGAACGAAAAUAAAAAUGUAAAAAAUAAAAAAAAUAUAUUUAGUAUAAAAGAAAUGGAUGAAUUCAAAGGUUUAAUAAAAAAAUUUAAAACAUAUAAUCCUGAAUUCUAUGUUAAUGAAAUUAUAAAUGAAGAUUUAAAUACAAAUUUUCAAAUAUGCGAUUAUGAAUUUUCUAAAGUUCUAUGUGAAAAAUUAAAUAUUAAAAAUAAAGAUCAUAAGGAUAAUGAACAAAAUGAUGAAAAACGGGAGUCAAAAAUAAUUGAUGAUUUUUUAAAAAUUCCACAAUUUGUUUUCGAAUCAAUAUUUUGUUAA
Plasmodium falciparum 3D7 is the source of this 1812-nucleotide messenger RNA. RefSeq lists its product as uncharacterized. NCBI's taxonomy places the organism in Eukaryota, Apicomplexa, Aconoidasida, Haemosporida, Plasmodiidae. The record is from RefSeq and is a predicted model, not a curated record.